Messenger RNA from Ziziphus jujuba (common jujube), 762 nucleotides. Its product is annotated as transcription factor of morphogenesis MCM1. The record is from RefSeq and is a predicted model, not a curated record. Gene Ontology annotation, molecular function: RNA polymerase II cis-regulatory region sequence-specific DNA binding; DNA-binding transcription factor activity, RNA polymerase II-specific; protein dimerization activity. The transcript has a single exon. Lineage: Eukaryota; Viridiplantae; Streptophyta; Magnoliopsida; Rosales; Rhamnaceae. Gene Ontology annotation, biological process: regulation of transcription by RNA polymerase II. The coding region runs from base 1 to 762 and encodes 253 amino acids.
AUGGGGAAGGGGAAACGAAAGCUUCCGAUGGAAUUGAUAGGGAAGAAAGAGAAUAGGAUGGUGAGUUUCUCAAAGAGGCGUAAGGGUUUGAUCAAGAAAGCCGAAGAAUUCCACUCCCUCACCGGCUCCUCCAUCGCUCUCAUUGUCAUCUCUGAGGCUGGUCGACCCUCCGUCUAUGGCGCUCCCUCUUUCGAUUCUGUUCUCCAUCGCUUUCAAUUGCAACACAACAACAACAACAACAACAACAACAAUGAUGGAGGAAUAUUAUCAUCAGCCCACUCCAACUCCCACACCACCCCCACUCCUGAAACCCUCUUCAUCGGGGGUUCCAAUCAAGAAGAUGAAGAUCUGGUGGUUGUGGCGGAUCAGCAACCAUGGCCUCCGGAGACUUUGGAUUUGCCACAUGAUCACCACAGGCACAGCUUUGACGCUCCUCCUUCUGAACUACUACUCAUCCCUCAGGGUGGUGGUUCCACCACCGCUCCAUCACUACCUAUGGCAGAAGAUGACAACUGCUUAUUUGACAUUGACACUCUUCUCCUUCUUCUUGAUGGUAAAGCUGAAGAUAACGCCGCCGUUAAUGGGACCGACCCUUAUCACACCCCUGAUGACUAUGAGAAUGCGGUGGUUGUGGCUGAUCAAGAACCAUCGCCUACGGCUUUUGCUUUGCCACAUGAUCACUACAGCUUUUACGCUUCUCCUCCUGAUCAAGUGGUCCAUCGGGGUUCCAAAGAAAACAACGCCGCCUUUCCUGUUUUCUAA